Molecule: messenger RNA, 1569 nt
Organism: Aspergillus terreus NIH2624
Lineage: Eukaryota; Fungi; Ascomycota; Eurotiomycetes; Eurotiales; Aspergillaceae
Product: putative GABA permease
Exons: 3
Coding region: 1-1569 (522 amino acids)
Biological process (GO): transmembrane transport
Cellular component (GO): membrane
Molecular function (GO): transmembrane transporter activity
Source: RefSeq, a predicted model, not a curated record
AUGCGUCCGUCCUCCGACGCCAACGCCGACGAGGCGUUGGCCCGUAUGGGCUACAAAAGUGAACUCCCCCGAAAUCUGAGCAUGCUCAGCAUUCUCGGUCUCUCCUUCGCCAUCAUGGCUGCCCCCUUCGGCCUCAGCACCACCCUCUACAUCACCCUGACCGACGGCCAAUCCGUCAGUAUCAUCUGGGGUUGGGUCCUGGUCACCCUUAUCUCCAUCGCUAUCGCCGCCUCCCUCGCCGAGAUCUGCGCCGUAUACCCAACCGCCGGCGGAGUCUACUACUGGAGCGCUAUGCUGUCUACUAAGGAAUGGGCCCCUAUGAUGUCCUUCAUCGACGGCUGGUUGACCCUCGUGGGCAAUUGGACCGUGACCCUGAGUAUCACCUUCUCCGGCGGCCAAUUGAUUCUCAGUGCCAUUUCCCUGUGGAACGAGGACUUUGUCGCCAACGCCUGGCAGACCAUCCUCAUGUUCUGGGCCGUCAUUCUGUUCUGCGCCCUCGUCAACAUCUUCUGCUCCAAGUGGCUGGAUUUGAUCAACAAGGUCUGCAUCUACUGGACCGCCGCCAGCGUCAUCAUCAUCCUCGUCACCCUCCUGACCAUGGCCGACGAGCGGCGCGACGCCGCCUUUGUCUUUGGCCACUACGAUGCAUCCCAAAGCGGCUGGCCGUCCGGAUGGGCCUUUUUCGUCGGAUUGCUGCAGGCCGCCUACACGCUGACCGGAUACGGCAUGGUGGCCGCCAUGUGUGAGGAGGUGCAGAACCCGCACCGCGAGGUGCCCAAGGCCAUCGUGCUGUCCGUGGUCGCCGCCGGGGUGACCGGGCUGGUGUACCUGAUCCCGAUCCUGUUCGUGCUGCCGAACGUGAAGACGCUGCUGAGCGUCGCGAGCGGGCAGCCCAUCGGGCUCAUCUUCAAGACGGCAACGGGCUCGGCCGGCGGCGGCUUCGGCCUGCUGUUCCUGAUCCUGGGCAUUCUGAUGUUUGCGGGCAUCGGCGCGCUGACGGCCGCCAGCCGAUGCACCUACGCCUUUGCGCGCGACGGGGCCAUCCCGGGCUUCCGGCUCUGGCGCAAGGUCAACACGCGGCUGGAUGUGCCGGUGUGGGCGGUGAUACUCUCGACAGUGGUGGACUGCCUGCUGGGGCUGAUCUACUUUGGGUCGACGGCGGCGUUCAACUCGUUCACGGGGGUGGCGACCAUCUGCCUGAGCACGUCGUACGGAGUGCCGAUUUUUAUCAACGUGCUGCGGCGGCGGCAGGCGGUGCGCGAGUCGAGCUUUUCGCUGGGGCGCUUUGGCUACGCGAUCAACAUCCUGACGGUGUGCUGGAUCGUGCUGGCGGUGGCGCUGUUCUGCAUGCCCGUGUCGCUGCCGGUCACCGCGGAGUCGAUGAACUACGCCAGUGUGGUGUUUGCCGGGUUCGCGGCGAUCAGCGUGACGUGGUAUGUGGUGUAUGCGCGGAAGCAUUUCACCGGGCCCCCCGUGUCGAGCGACGAGAUGGAUCUGACGGGGGUGAUGACGGGGAAGGCCGUGGGGGAUCCCGAGACGGGGGAUGAUGUGGUGGAGAUGAAGAAAUAG